This is a messenger RNA of Exophiala dermatitidis NIH/UT8656, 1506 nucleotides long. RefSeq lists its product as uncharacterized. The coding region runs from base 134 to 1183 and encodes 349 amino acids. The record is from RefSeq and is a predicted model, not a curated record. Gene Ontology annotation, molecular function: ubiquitin protein ligase activity; zinc ion binding. Lineage: Eukaryota; Fungi; Ascomycota; Eurotiomycetes; Chaetothyriales; Herpotrichiellaceae. The transcript has a single exon.
CGCAAACAUUCCAUGACAAUCGACAGACAUUCAAUGCACAUCGCCACCUCUAUCUGCGCGCUCGUAUUCAUCGUUUGAGUCUAUACCACUCGUUAUUUUCGGUCGCCUUCUGCCGUUACCACCGCCAGUCAAUAUGCCGUCAAGGAUCCCCCUCGACGACGUAAAGCGUUACGCUUGGGAUGGCGCUGCGUACAGAACAGGCCGUAAGUUCAGCAGGGGAUUGCGGAAACCCUCGACAAAACCCUCGACCAAAUCCUCGUCCAGCGUACAGUCGCGAGCAGAACGGAUCCGGAGGCAGUUGGAAGGUGACACACUGGAGGCGACGAGGAGGUUACAAACGGGAGCGCCGCAGUCGACCGAGCAAGACACCUCAUCUUAUCUUUCGAGUACACCCAGCAGGACACAGACACAAAGAAGACGUCCAACCGCCGAGAGCGGCGAAGAGAAGCGGCUACGCAGGUUCCGGCCGAAACCACCACAGUCCUUCCUGGUCAAGCUGGAGCGGGCGAGAACACAACGCAUGAUUGUGCUCGGACGUAAGAGGGGGACGGACGCCGACGGGGUGCCAUACCAAGAAAUCGACAUUGUGGGCUCGACGGGCAACGUCUACCAAGUCACAAUCUCGCGGGUGCCGCGCUGCACCUGUCCGGACUCGGGCAAGGGCAACGAAUGCAAGCACAAGGUCUACGCGCUACACACGGUCCUCAAGGCGCCCGAACAUCUCCAGUAUCAACUCGCCCUGCUAUCUUCGGAACUCCACGAGAUCUUCGCCAAUGCUCCGCCCAUACCGACCGAUGUCCCUACAGACAAGGACGGCGAUGCCGACGGCAAGCGGAAACCCACCGAUGGCGAGUGUCCUAUCUGCUACAUGGACCUCGAUGAAGAACAUAACCGUCUCGUGUGGUGCAAGGCUCAGUGUGGCCACAACAUGCACAAGUCCUGUUUUGAUCAAUGGCUUGCAAGCCAGGAGGGAAGACAAGUCCGCUGUGUCUAUUGUCGAACGCCGUGGGAAUUGGAUAUUGGUGACAUUGCCGCCGUCAAGGCCGCUGGCGAACAAACUGCCGAAGGGUACAUCAAUGUGGCGGACCAGUUCGGCCUGUCGAGGGCACGCGACUAUUCGGGUUACUAUCAACCUUGGGCAAGGCAGUUCGAACCGUACAGCUUCAGUCCUUAUCCUUGGUGAACUUGGACAUUCUUGUCCUUGCUUUGGCGUUGUUCGGGCUUCAGCGAUUUGGGUAGGAGAUACUGGAAAACAGAGCUCUGCUUUUCGCUUUAAUCUGAUCACGUGUACGAGUGUCCUAUGUGCCCCUUUUCAUUACAGCCCAUCACCGUGUCAUCCGCCGAUGUUGCAUGCCCGACUGUCACAGUACACAGAGAAACAUGAGACCUAGCCGACCCGCCAACAAGAACACUGUACACUGACAUGUUGGUACAUAUAACACAAGAAUGGAAAUGUAGGCCAAUUUCUCUUAUCCCAGUACAUUGCCAGAUACGUGCAAGGAACCA